This is a messenger RNA of Mandrillus leucophaeus (drill), 1097 nucleotides long. Its product is annotated as protein phosphatase inhibitor 2-like. Gene Ontology annotation, biological process: regulation of signal transduction. NCBI's taxonomy places the organism in Eukaryota, Metazoa, Chordata, Mammalia, Primates, Cercopithecidae. The record is from RefSeq and is a predicted model, not a curated record. Gene Ontology annotation, molecular function: protein phosphatase inhibitor activity.
AUGGAUGUGGGAAUCCACAGCACUGACUGCGCUCCUAAGGCUCAUGUGGACCGUACAGAUGAUGCUCCAUCGGUUACUCUGAUCCUGGCUUUGGGACUGCCAGAUAAAACUGGGAGAAACCCUACAUUUACUCUUACUGCGUCGGCGUCGCUCCCGCCCUGGAGCUCUAGGCCCGCGUUUCCCCGCGAGCCGUGGGUCAAGCGCCGGCCGCUAAGGGUGUGCGAGGAGCCUCCACCCGUUCUGCGCUGGACCUGGCGUCGGGGUCGUUGUGUCCUGAUAACCACUCCCGUACCCAUUUCCGAGGCAGCAGCGACCCGGAGCCAACAGCUGGAGCACCUGGCAGUGGCGCCCUCGACGGCCUCGCAACGGCCCGUCAAGGGGAUCCUGAAGGACAAGACCUCUACGACCCCCUCUGUGGUGGCGUCGGCCGAACCGCCCCGCGGGAGUGUCCACGAGGAGCUGAGCAAACAAUCCCAGAAGUGGGAUGACAUGAACAUCCUGGCGACAUAUUAUCCGGCAGACGAAGACGAUGGUUUAAUGAAAAUAGAUGAACCAAGCCCUCCUUACCACAGUAUAAUGGGUGAUGAUGAAGGUGCAUGUAGUGAUACAGAAACCACCGAAGCCAUGGCACCAGAUAUCUUGGCUAAGAAAUUGGCUGCUGCUGGAGACUUGGAGCCAAAGUAUCGGGUUCAGGAACAACAAAGCAGUGGAGAGGAGGAUAGUGACCUCUCAUCUGAAGAACGAGAAAAAAAGCGACAAUGAAUGAAAAGGAAGCGCCACUACAAUGAAGGACUCAAUAUCAAACUAGGGACAAUUUCAAAAGACCUACAUGAUGAUGACGGAGAUGAAGAAAUGUUAGAGCCUGCAGGUGGAGAAAGCAUGAAUAUGGAAGAAUCAAAUCAAGGAUCUACUGUAAGUGACCAACAGCAAAACAAAUCACGAAGUUCAUAGAAGAGAUUUGUUCAACACUGCAAUUGUUUGUUAGAUAUGAACCCAGUUGCUAUAAUACAUUGCUUCUUGUUCUCCACAAAUCAUGACUUAAGUACCAAAAUGCAUACCAGUUAUUAUAUAUUGCCAGUAAUUAAAUGAUAACCUUA